This is a messenger RNA of Oncorhynchus mykiss (rainbow trout), 2336 nucleotides long. RefSeq names its product kelch repeat and BTB domain containing 13b (gene kbtbd13b). The record is from RefSeq and is a predicted model, not a curated record. Gene Ontology annotation, molecular function: protein binding. Lineage: Eukaryota; Metazoa; Chordata; Actinopteri; Salmoniformes; Salmonidae.
CUUUGGAGUAGACCGACUAUAUGCAGACCCACUUCUGUUUUGUUCCGUUCUAGAGAAAAGUCUUUCGGAAAUGUUGUCAUCUCUUGUUCGUUUAACUUAGUCUGUGAUUGAAAUAUUGUAAUUAUAUAAUUGGAGGAAUAACAACCGCAAUGUCUAACAAUGAGGCUAUGGAAUGGAACAGCUGUGAUAAUGCAGUGCGCGAAAGGGAUUUGCCAUAUCGGGUCCCAGGACAUGAUUUAGGGAUAGCCAAGUUAAAGUUAGUAGUGGAGGGUUCUGUUUUUACAGAAGAGAGAGAUUUCCUGGUCAAGAGCUGCGAGUAUUUCCAAGCUCUCUACCGUUCAGGGAUGAAAGAAUGCCGGCAGGAGGAAAUCCACUUGAAGGGUUUGUGUGCUCGAGGAUUCUUGAUCGCACUGGUGGUUUUACGAGGCAAGAGACCUAUCCUGGAUGCUGACGAAAUCGUGGAGGCCAUAGAAUGCGCUGCCUUCCUGCAGGUAGAGCUUCUUGCCAAACAUCUCACGGACCUGAUCGACUCUGAUAACUGUUUGCUAAUGUAUCACACCGCAGCAACCUUUGGCCUAAUGACCCUCUACCAUGCUGCUGCACUGUUUAUCCGGAACAUGUACCAUGACUUAGAGGUCGAAGUCAGGAAAAGCUUACCGACAGAACUUGUUCGGUAUGUAGAGUCACUGGUUCCUAGCGCAUUUGUAGCAGUUGGAGCCCACUCGACUUGUGGUGUGGAUGAAACCAUCCACGCUGGCAACAGGACUUUGUGCUACCUGGACGAUGAGGGGAAAAACUGGAAGGUCCUCACAGACCUACCCCUAGAGGCCAGUACCUCUAUGGCCGGACUGACCGUUUUGGACAACAAGCUGUAUGUCGUGGGAGGGAUACAGGUGCAGGGUGCCCGCAAGUACGCUGUGGACACCUGCUUCUGCUACAGCGUGGAGGUUGACCAGUGGACCAUGAUAGCCAGUCCAAAACAGUUGCGGUACAACUUCUCUCUCGUGGGACUGGAUGGAUGUCUUUAUGCCAUUGGGGGCGAGUACGAGCGAACAAUCAUGUCAUCAGUGGAAACUUAUGAAGUUGCGACUGGAAGGUGGUCAUUUGUGGCACAUUUGCCUCGACCAGUCACCGGAGCAGCGUGCACCAAGGGCAUGGGCCGGAUAUUUGUGUGCUUGUGGAAGCCCAUGGAGACCACCGAAAUCUAUGAAUACCUGCCCAGGACAGACCAGUGGUUGCUUGUCAGCACUUUGAUAAGGCAUCAGAGCUACGGCCAUGCCAUGGUGGCUCACCGGGAUAACCUGUAUGUCAUGCGUAACGGGCCACAAGAUGACUUCCUGAGAUGCAUGAUGGACUGCUACAACCUCACCACAGGCCAGUGGACAGCCUUGCCAGGGCACUUUGCCAAUAGCAAAGGCUCCCUGUUCACAGCCGUGGUGAGAGGCGACUCGGCUUACACGCUGAACCGAACCAUGACUUUGGAGUACGCUAUUGAGGGGAAAACGUGGAAGCCCAGGAACCAGAUGAAGGGUUUCCCAAGAAGUGGCUCCUUGUGGACAUUUUUUCUUAGGAUUCCCAAGGGACGCAGAGGGUCCAUAUUGAAUGGCAUCCCAGAUGGAUAUGGACAAUGUUGAGAGAAAAGAUUCCCCUGAUCAGAUCUGACAUUCCCUUGAGAAGAUGAGGUAGAUGGGAUCUUAUAUGCGAUAAUUAAAUGCCACCUGAGCAAACCGGCAAAGGGAUGGAUAUAGUCUCAGAGUAUGACUUUGAAAAACCAAACUAAACAUUGCCUCAAUGAAAAGACCUACAACUGAGAUAGAUUCAGAUAUAUUUGGACUUUCAUGUGGAUUUGUGUGACCGUUUCUUGAAAGUGUGAAUAAUAAUAAUAAUAUGGUGGCUGCUAAUUUUUGUCCUACUUCACACAUGUACAAGUGUGUUUUAUAUGCAUGUGUUAGUUGGAAAUGUGUUUUCUUUCAUAUCCCAAAUCCCCCUGAGACACCCUCGGAGAGUGGGGCCAGGGUCAGCCAUUAUCAAGAGCAACCCUUGAGCAAUUAGGGUUAAGUGCCUUACUCAAGAGCACAUUGACAGAUUUUUCACCUAGUCGGCUUGGAGAUUAAAACUAGCAACCUUUCGGUUACUGGUCCAAAGCUCUAACUGUUUGGCUACCUGCCGCCCUUGAGGCCCCGCAAAUCAUUGCCAGGUCUAAAAGAUCAAUACGUAUGUGUGUGUCAGACCUAUGUGACAGGUACAUUUGUUCCUCAGUUGAUGUGUUUCAUCACUGUGUGUUGAAUAUCCAGGAAUGCGAUAUAUGUCUCUUUGAAAUAAAAAAGGACACAGGU